AGGAUGUCGGCAUAGCCUCAGUACAGCAGAAGAGAAGUUAUGGCGGGAGCUUCACUGUCAUCACUGCAUUUGAAGAGCGCCGCUAUCAGAAUCAGGACAAGUACUACAAUUGUUAAUGUGGCCAGUGCUACGGAGACCCAAACCAGUACUCGGGUCCAACUCCCCCAGAAGACCCGGAAUUCCAGGGUGUUAGUGCUCGGUGGAACCGGUCGGGUCGGAGGAUCCACUUCUAUUGCCCUCUCCAACCUCUGCCCCGACCUCCAAAUUAUCGUUGCCGGCCGGAACAGGGAGAAAGGCGCUGAAAUGCUGACUACUCUUGGGGCGAACUCGGAGUUCUGUGAAGUCGAUAUUAACAAUGAAAAAUCAUUGGAAGCAGCUCUGGAAGAUGCGGAUCUUGUAGUUCAUGCUGCUGGCCCAUUCCAACAGGCAGAGAAGUGCACUGUAUUGGAAGCUGCCUUAAAGACCAAGACAGCCUAUGUUGAUGUUUGUGAUGAUACAGCCUAUGCAUUCCGUGCAAAAUCUUUCCACGAUAGAGCAGUUGCAGCUAAUGUUCCAGCCAUAACAACUGGUGGAAUAUAUCCAGGAGUGAGCAAUGUGAUGGCUGCAGAACUAGUUCGUGUCGCAAGAAGUGAAAACAAAGGAAAACCAGAAAGGCUAAGGUUCUUCUACUACACAGCAGGUACUGGUGGGGCUGGUCCAACCAUCUUAGCUACUAGUUUUUUGCUUCUUGGAGAGGAGGUUGUUGCAUUUAAUAAAGGAGAAAAGAUCAAACUAAGGCCAUAUAGUGGAAUGCUGAAGAUUGACUUUGGAAAAGGCAUUGGAAAGAAAGAUGUUUAUCUAUUGAAUUUGCCAGAGGUAAGAAGUACUCACGAGGUCCUAGGAGUACCUACUGUCAGUGCCCGGUUUGGAACUGCCCCCUUCUUUUGGAAUUGGGCAAUGGAAGCCAUGACUAUUCUUCCUGCAGAGUUGUUGAGAGACAGAAGCAAAGUCCAACAGAUGGUUCAAAUGUUUGACCCUGUAGUCAGAGCAGUUGAUGAGAUUGCUGGAGAGCGUGUAUCAAUGCGGGUUGAUUUGGACUGUUCUGGCGGCCGCAAUACAGUAAGUGUAUUCAGUCACAAGAGGCUUUCUGUAUCAGUUGGAACUGCAACAUCUGCAUUUGUUCUGGCAGUUCUUGAGGGAAGCACAAAGCCUGGAGUUUGGUUUCCAGAAGAGGCUGAAGGGAUUGCAAUUGAGGCAAGGGAAGUCCUUCUCAAACGUGCUGCACAAGGCACAAUAAAUUUUGUUAUGAACAAGCCUGCAUGGAUGGUGGAGACAAAUCCGAAAGAGUUAGGGCUGGGAAUAUACGUCUGAUACUCAAACAGUAGUCACAGUGUGAGUCACACUAGAAGUUCUUCUUCAGCUUGUCCACCCUGUUGCAGAGUUAAUUGUCGUUUCAGGUGGCAGAAAGUUUCACCUUUGUUGCAGUUGCAUACUUAUCGCAUUUUCCGGUUCCAAGAUUCACAGAUAGUAGGCGUUUUCAGAAGUCAGAAACAUGUGCUAUGUCAUUACUUUGAACAAACUCUGGAGACGGACAAUAGUGAUUUGCGCACUAUAUAUAUGGUAGUCUGUAGACUAGGAAACAAAGGGAAUGUAAGAUUUACAAUGCCUGUGGGAGUGACAUGGAUCUAGAUUUCUCAUUCUUUUCA
Rosa chinensis is the source of this 1685-nucleotide messenger RNA. RefSeq lists its product as uncharacterized. NCBI's taxonomy places the organism in Eukaryota, Viridiplantae, Streptophyta, Magnoliopsida, Rosales, Rosaceae. The record is from RefSeq and is a predicted model, not a curated record. The transcript has 14 exons. The coding region runs from base 40 to 1350 and encodes 436 amino acids.